Molecule: messenger RNA, 989 nt
Organism: Oncorhynchus masou masou (cherry salmon)
Lineage: Eukaryota; Metazoa; Chordata; Actinopteri; Salmoniformes; Salmonidae
Product: ubiquitin-like protein 4A-B
Exons: 4
Coding region: 133-588 (151 amino acids)
Biological process (GO): post-translational protein targeting to endoplasmic reticulum membrane; tail-anchored membrane protein insertion into ER membrane
Cellular component (GO): BAT3 complex
Molecular function (GO): protein-folding chaperone binding
Source: RefSeq, a predicted model, not a curated record
ACGCGCUUAUUGAGUAUUAAAAGCAGUGGGGAAGUAACUAGAACAUGAUUGCUGAUAAGGUUUGGGCUGUUUGGAGAAACAACAAACCUGUUAUCAUAACGUUGAAUUGUUUUCAAUUACACAGUCAAUACAAUGAUUUUAACUAUAAAACCACUUAAAGGAAAGGAGUGCAAUGUACAGGUCACAGAAGAUGAAAAAGUCUCCAUGGUGAAAGAACUAGUGUCUGAACGUCUGAAUAUACCUGCAAAUCAGCAGCGAUUGCUUUACAAGGGGAAAGCCCUUGCAGAUGAACACAGAUUGAGUGAUUAUUCCAUUGGGCCAGAGGCCAAGUUAAACUUGGUGGUUCGUCCAGCAGGGGAGAGGAGUGGGAUGGCUAGCAGUAGCAGUGCGGUCAGCGGGGUGUGGCAGACUCUGUCCACUGUACUAGCGAAACACUUCAGCCCUGCAGAUGCAGCUAAAGUCCAUGAACAGUUAAUCAAGGAUUAUGAACGUUCACUUCGGCAACUCAGUCUGGAUGACAUUGAGCGCCUGGCCGGGCGACUGCUUCACCCAGACAGCGAGGGCAUGGACACAUCGUACAUGGAUUGAAAACCUGCCUGUCUGACUUGACGGUAUUCUGGCGAUUCACAGAGGUGCAGUGGGUUGUACAGGGAUAACAUGAAAGGUUGACUAUAGUGUAGCUGCAAAGCUUUUAGAUCACAGCCUGUCUUAAUGAUACUUUUCUUUGUUUUCUCCAGACAUUCCUGUACAAUUAAUAGGAUAUUUUCACAUGAUCAAAUCAGACUGAAACGAGAGCCAAUAACUUGACUGUUGGUCUAAAAUUAUCACUGAGUAAUUAUGGAAGUUCUUAUUUAUAAGCAAUGUGUUGUAACAGAAUGAUAGUUUACAGAAAACACACUCUGUAAGGUUAGUUCUAGUUAAUGUUGUUCAGUGCAGUCAUUGUAUGAUUUGUAUAUAUUGUUUAUACAAGCAUAAAAAAAUUGACUGUU